Microthlaspi erraticum is the source of this 810-nucleotide messenger RNA. NCBI's taxonomy places the organism in Eukaryota, Viridiplantae, Streptophyta, Magnoliopsida, Brassicales, Brassicaceae. The record is from the annotation of a GenBank genome assembly.
AUGGCUAAUCACAAAAAUAUCUUCUUUCUAUGUUUCUUAAUAGGUUUAGGGGUAUGUUCUGCAAGACGAGCACUUCUCACCUCCUCUGAGUCCGAGGCUGAAGUCGCUGGCUAUGGCGAGAAAAGUGGUUUGAAUGUUGGUUAUGGUGGUAAUGUUGGUGUUGGUGGUGGUGUUGGUGGUGGAGGGGGAGAAGGAGGUGGUGCUGGUUACGGAGGAGCUGGUGUUAUUGGUGGAGGUGGAGGCGGUGCACAUGGUGGUGGUGCUGCUUACGGAGGAGCUGGUGGCAUUGGUGGAGGUGGAGGCGGUGGACAUGGUGGUGGUGCUGGCGGAGGUGGCGGUGGUGGUCCUGGAGGAGGAUCUGGUUAUGGAGGUGGAAGCGGUGAAGGUGGUGGGGCUGGAUACGGAGGAGCUGGUGGUCAUGGUGGAGGUGCAGGAAGUGGAGGAGGCGGUGGUGGAGGAGCUGGUGGUGCACAUGGCGGGUAUGGUGGUGGAGAAGGCGGUGGUGCUGGAGGAGGAUUUGGAGGUGGAGGUGCUGGUGGACAUGUAGGUGGUGGAGGUGGUGGAAGUGGCGGCGGCGGAGGAGGAGGUUCUGGUGCGAGAGGUGCUCAUGGUGGUGGUUAUGGAGCCGGAGGAGGAGCUGGAGAGGGAUACGGUGGUGGUGCUGGUGCUGGAGGGCAUGGUGGUGGAGGCGGAGGUGGUGGUGGUUCUGGAGGUGGAGGUGGAGGCGGUGGAGGUUAUGCUGCUGCUUCCGGAUCUGGUUACGGAGGCGGUGCUGGUGGCGGAGAAGGCGGUGGUGUCUAUGCACCGUGA